AUGGCAAUGUCUCUCAUCCGAGCGUGCCGCAGUCUGGCUCUCUCAACAUGGCUGCUUUCCUUUUGUUUCGUGCAUCUGCUCUGCCUGGACUUCACUGUGGCCGAGAAGGAAGAAUGGUACACCGCCUUCGUGAACAUCACCUACGCGGAGUCCGCGCCGGACCCCGGGGCAGGGGGGACGGGCGGCGGCGCCGAGCUGCACACGGAGAAGACGGAGUGCGGGCGCUAUGGGGAGCACUCGCCCAAGCAGGACGCUCGCGGGGAGGUGGUCAUGGCCAGCUCGGUCCACGACCGCCUGGCCUGCGACCCCAACACCAAGUUCGCCGCCCCGACCCACAGCAAGAACUGGAUAGCCCUCAUCCCCAAGGGCAAUUGCACGUACAGGGAUAAGAUCCGAAACGCGUUCUUGCAGAACGCCUCCGCGGUGGUCAUCUUCAACGUGGGCUCCAACACCAAUGAGACCAUCACCAUGCCCCAUGCAGGUGUGGAAGACAUCGUGGCCAUCAUGAUUCCUGAGCCCAAAGGGAGGGAGAUAGUGAGCCUGCUGGAGAGAAACAUCACCGUGACCAUGUCCAUCACCAUCGGCACCCGGAACUUGCAGAAAUAUGUGAGCCGCACUUCGGUUGUGUUUGUCUCCAUCUCCUUCAUUGUUCUGAUGAUCAUUUCCCUCGCAUGGCUGGUCUUUUAUUACAUCCAGAGGUUUCGGUAUGCAAAUGCCAGGGACAGGAACCAGCGCCGAUUGGGAGAUGCAGCAAAGAAAGCCAUCAGCAAGCUCCAGGUCAGGACCAUCAAGAAGGGUGACAAGGAAACAGAGUCCGAUUUUGACAACUGUGCAGUUUGUAUUGAAGGGUACAAGCCCAAUGACGUUGUCAGGAUCUUGCCCUGCCGGCAUCUUUUCCACAAGUCCUGUGUUGACCCCUGGCUUCUAGAUCAUCGCACCUGCCCCAUGUGCAAGAUGAACAUUCUUAAAGCCCUAGGGAUCCCGCCCAACGCCGACUGCAUGGACGACUUGCCCACUGACUUCGAGGGCUCACUGGGAGGGCCACCAACUAACCAGAUCACAGGUGCCAGCGACACAACAGUAAAUGAAAGUUCAGUCACUUUGGACCCUGCUGUGCGGACUGUGGGAGCCUUGCAGGUGGUCCAGGAUACAGACUCCACACCCCAGGAGGGGGCCGUCAUCUUUACUACUAACAGUGAGCAGGAGCCAGCUGUAAGCAGCGAUUCCGACAUAUCGUUGAUUAUGGCCAUGGAAGUUGGACUGUCUGAUGUAGAACUUUCCACUGACCAAGACUGCGAAGAGGUGAAAUCUUGAAAUGGUGAAGACAGAAAAAAGAGAUAGUAGGACCCAAAGGGAAGACAGGGACUAGUACGCUGGGAUUUGAACCAAGACACACACCUGCAGGGCACCUAGCGACUCCAGGGUGCGCCAUUCAAGAAUGAGAACAAAAAGCAAUAUCCAAAGUCUUGUCAAUCAGGAUGCCGUUUCUCCAUCUCUGCGACAGUCCACGGCCUCGG
Molecule: messenger RNA, 1517 nt
Organism: Otolemur garnettii (small-eared galago)
Lineage: Eukaryota; Metazoa; Chordata; Mammalia; Primates; Galagidae
Gene: RNF150
Product: ring finger protein 150
Exons: 7
Coding region: 1-1314 (437 amino acids)
Source: RefSeq, a predicted model, not a curated record